CACUGGAAAAAUUUAUUGAUUUGUCUAUUGGAAAUUUAAGGUUACAUAAUUUCGGGCGGACGUUGUCUCUAAUUUUUCGCCCAAGUGCUCUAUUUAAUUCAAAAUGUUGGGGGCAGUAAGUAGAGUUGGAAGCGGGUUUUUAGCUGCUAAAGGAGUCGCCGAAAAAGCCAUCAAUGAAUGCGGGAAAGUUGCUGCAGUCACCGUUAACAGCAAAAGAGAUUAUGCAGCCAAAGCGGGCAAAGGACAAGGUAAGGUGGUUGCAGUUAUCGGCGCUGUCGUGGAUGUACAAUUUGAAGACAAUCUACCACCAAUUCUAAAUGCUCUCGAGGUGCAGAAUCGUACACCAAGGCUCGUGCUCGAAGUGGCGCAGCAUUUGGGUGAAAAUACUGUCCGCACCAUUGCUAUGGACGGUACUGAAGGUUUGGUCCGUGGUCAACCUGUAAAUGACUCUGGCUCGCCAAUCCGUAUUCCUGUGGGAGCUGAGACCCUCGGCCGUAUCAUUAAUGUUAUCGGAGAACCCAUUGAUGAACGUGGCCCCAUUCCGACUGACAAAACCGCUGCUAUUCACGCUGAAGCUCCCGAAUUCGUCGACAUGUCUGUACAACAAGAAAUUUUGGUCACUGGUAUCAAGGUUGUAGAUUUAUUGGCUCCAUAUGCUAAAGGUGGUAAAAUUGGCUUGUUUGGCGGAGCUGGUGUGGGCAAGACUGUAUUGAUUAUGGAGUUGAUUAACAAUGUUGCUAAAGCUCACGGUGGUUACUCUGUAUUUGCUGGAGUAGGUGAACGUACCCGUGAAGGCAAUGAUUUAUAUCAUGAAAUGAUUGAGUCUGGUGUCAUCUCACUCAAGGAUAAAACAUCCAAAGUAGCUUUGGUAUAUGGUCAGAUGAAUGAGCCCCCAGGUGCUCGUGCCCGAGUUGCUCUAACUGGAUUGACUGUUGCCGAAUAUUUCCGUGACCAAGAAGGACAAGAUGUACUACUUUUUAUUGACAACAUUUUCCGUUUCACUCAGGCUGGAUCUGAAGUGUCUGCUCUGCUGGGUCGUAUUCCCUCUGCCGUAGGUUAUCAGCCAACUCUAGCCACUGAUAUGGGUACUAUGCAAGAACGCAUUACCACUACAAAGAAAGGUUCCAUUACAUCUGUGCAAGCCAUCUAUGUACCAGCUGAUGACUUAACAGAUCCCGCUCCUGCCACCACAUUCGCUCAUUUGGAUGCUACCACUGUAUUGUCUCGUGCUAUUGCAGAAUUAGGCAUUUACCCUGCUGUGGACCCUCUUGAUUCCACAUCCCGUAUCAUGGACCCCAACAUUAUUGGUGCUGAGCACUACAAUGUUGCACGUGGCGUUCAGAAAAUUCUCCAAGAUUAUAAAUCACUCCAGGACAUCAUUGCUAUCUUGGGUAUGGAUGAGUUAUCUGAAGAAGACAAGCUGACUGUUGCUCGUGCACGUAAAAUCCAAAGGUUCCUGUCACAACCUUUCCAAGUGGCGGAAGUUUUCACUGGACAUGCUGGUAAAUUGGUACCUCUUGAGGAAACAAUCAAGGGCUUCUCCCAGAUUCUCGGGGGCGAGUAUGAUCAUCUACCAGAGGUUGCCUUCUAUAUGGUUGGACCCAUUGAAGAAGUUGUUGCAAAGGCUGAGACCCUUGCUAAGAAUGCUUAAUUAUCAUUGUUAUGGAUGGAAGAGACAGUAAUUGUAUUUCUAAAUAAAUAGUAAUAUUUAAUCA
Molecule: messenger RNA, 1715 nt
Organism: Achroia grisella
Lineage: Eukaryota; Metazoa; Arthropoda; Insecta; Lepidoptera; Pyralidae
Gene: Atpsyn-beta
Product: ATP synthase subunit beta, mitochondrial
Exons: 1
Coding region: 104-1651 (515 amino acids)
Biological process (GO): proton motive force-driven mitochondrial ATP synthesis; proton transmembrane transport
Molecular function (GO): ATP hydrolysis activity; proton-transporting ATP synthase activity, rotational mechanism; ATP binding
Source: RefSeq, a predicted model, not a curated record